Messenger RNA from Rhinichthys klamathensis goyatoka, 3218 nucleotides. RefSeq names its product vasorin a (gene vasna). The coding region runs from base 235 to 2292 and encodes 685 amino acids. The record is from RefSeq and is a predicted model, not a curated record. Lineage: Eukaryota; Metazoa; Chordata; Actinopteri; Cypriniformes; Leuciscidae. Gene Ontology annotation, cellular component: extracellular matrix; plasma membrane. Gene Ontology annotation, molecular function: transforming growth factor beta binding. Gene Ontology annotation, biological process: negative regulation of transforming growth factor beta receptor signaling pathway. The transcript has 2 exons.
CGUGUUCCUAAAGUUCAGACGUCUGGCUGGACGCAACCUGCACGGAUCGCUGCAUAUGUUGUGUGUCAAAGCUUGCCUUCGGGAGAAAUUAUUCCUGCUCAAGGGAAUGACCAUACAAGAGUUUUGAGCUUCAUUCUUUUAUUCCGCGGUCUCUUGUGGAUAAAACAACACACGCGUGCUUCACGUUUCGAAGUUUUACAGGUUUCAAUCACAAAGGCCAGACGCUGACCGACAAUGCGGCCAUUAUCUCCCCUGUCUCAUCUCAUUUUGUUUCACUUACUGUGUGGAUCUCUGAGCAGCAGAUGUCCUCAAAACUGCACUUGCAUCACCAGUAGCUCCAUCUUCUGUGUCCAGCAGUACUUGAUCUACAUGCCUCGUGGCCUCCCAUCCUCCACAAAGAACCUCUAUGUCUUUCAGAACAACAUCAAUACCUUGCAACAGCAGGACUUUGUAGAGCUUAGCGAGCUUGGAAUGCUGGACUUGAGUCAGAAUGCCCUCAGUGAAAUCCCUGAUAGGGUGUUCAGCCCUCUCUCCUCUCUACACAACCUGGAUCUCUCCUCAAACCGCAUUACUCAAAUUUCCAAAGACAGUUUCACUGGACUGGUCAACCUGGAAAGGCUUUAUCUCUACAGCAACCUCAUCCAAAGCAUUCACCCAGCUGCUUUUGAGGGACUGGAGAACCUACUGGAGCUGAAGCUUCAGGGCAAUAAGAUUAGUGUGUUGCCAGCUCUGCGACUGCCCAGACUGCUCCACUUGGACCUUAGUUAUAAUAGUAUCCCACCCCUUGGACCUGAAGAUUUACAGACACCACACCUUGAGUCUCUUAAAAUAGCUGGAUUGAAGCUGACCAGUCUGGACGAGGAGCUUCUCAGGAGCCUGGCGAACCUACAUGUUCUGGAUGUUUCACAGAACCUGCUUGCAGAGAUACAACCUACACUGAAGGCAAUGGGAGGCCUACGAAAUCUCAAUUUAACCGGGAAUCCCUUGGGAUCCCUAAAACAAGAAGACUUCCAAAAUAUGGUUAACUUGCUAGAGCUUGACUUGAGCAACCUUUAUUUGCAAGGCUUCCCCGAGGGCUUCUUCAACUUUUUCCCCAAACUUGAGAAGCUCACCGCAGCUGAAAACCCCUUCAACUGCCUCUGCCCACUGGCCUGGUUCCCAGUAUGGCUAAAGGAUUCAAAUGUAGAGCUGUUGAGGAUGGAGGAGACUCGUUGCCACUUUCCGCUAAUAAACUCGGGAAAGGUUUUGGCAAAGUUGGAGCAUAAAGAUUUUGGCUGUCCCACAACAACCAUUGAGUUAACAAGCGCAGGGACAAGUAGUACUACGAGCAAGCCCACAAACUCCACAACACCAUUAGGGACAACACACGCCAUUCCCCCGGCAACACCAAGUGAGAUGCCGUCAGCAGACAUAGACAGCUUCCCUCUUUCCCAGACCACUGCCUUGCCCAGAAGAAUCAUAGAAGAUUCUGAAGAAGAGGACAUUAUGUGCCCCCCCAGUAUCUGUCUAAAUGGGGGAACAUGCAUAUUUGACUCAAAUGGGGUGGUUUGCCUGUGCCCGCCUUCAAUGUCAGGACUCUACUGUGAGAUUAAAAAUGAAGCUCUGCUUCCCCCGCCUUCACCUAGAGUUUCUAUCGAGACCAUUGCUACAGUCCAGCCCAACACAAUCAGCUCUCUUCACAUAACCAGCACUUCCAUUUCAUUAGACCUUCACCGUUACAUCCACACAAGACCACACAUCCGUGGAAUUCGUCUGACUUACCGAAACUUGUCAGGCCCCGACCGGCGACCACUACAGCUGAAUGUGCCUCCAACUUACCCCGAGUACACGCUUAGAGGGCUACAGCCAAAUAGCACCUAUUCUGUAUGUGCUAGCUCUCUGGGAGAGCCAGUCCAUGUCUCAGUUAGUGCCUGCAUGGAGGCUCGCACAGCAGGGAUCCCGCCCUCCUCCCACGAGCCCAGCGUUGACAGGACCGAACCUUCUUCCUCUCUCAUACCCAUUGUAGUAGCUGUGGCGGUUGUGAUGGUUGCUGCCGUCGUAGCUACUGUUGUGGUCAUCCGCCGCAGGAGGAAAUCCAAGGCUCCAGUAGAUAUGGACUUACAUGAGACAUCUCCUCUGGAGUUGGAGGGAGUGAAAACCAGUCCAGAGAAUGGGCUGACGCAUCCAAAACAACCCGACAUAACCCCUUGCUCAUCUUUAACACAAACCAGCUUGGAAUAUGAGGCACCUUUAAUACAAGGACAGUGUCCAGCCAACAACAAUGUAGCUUGUACAAAACCUUUGUAUGUGUAAAAGCCAUAUUAGGAUUCAUACCUCCAGCCCACAGAGGGCAAUGUGCUCCAUGACUCCUGCAGGCAGGUGCGAUGCAGACACUAGAUAGACUCUGGUGGGUUGGUGAACAUUUUAGUGCAUCCCAGCCAAACGCUUAAACUGACUGCCUGUAUUUAAACCAGGUGCAUUUGCAAUUUACAUUUUAUUACAGAGACAAUGUAAGUGCCUUUUAUAACCAUAAAUAUCAGCCUCUAAUGAUAAUUUCACUAUAAGAAGUGGCCAGAUAUGAAUGAGCACAGUAUUGCUAGGCUGGAAAACAGGUCGCUUUAGAGGUAGCUCAUUAAUUGUGUAGCUGGCUCUGGAAGUGGUAGACAGGAGUCAAAAGAUCUUGCCUGGACGCCUGGACUUUUUUUUGUCCAGAAAAAAAAUUGCACUGAUCAGAAACACUGGGACUGUGAGGUGCCUUAAGAAGCUGAAAGUGAUCAGCCUCUUAAAAGAUGCUUCAAACAGGUUUUAUACAGCAUCAAAGCAUCUCUCUGUCCCUCUACCCCAUCUGUCCUGCACAGGAGAUUUGCUGUGAAAAAAACAUAAUGAAGAGACAUUUUCUUACUUUGUCUAGUUUACGCUGUUUUGUUAAAGUUAUGUUAUUAUAUUUUUGUAUUUUUAAAGGAAUAUUUCACCAAAAGUAUAAAUUCUUUUAUGCUAUUUACUCACCCGUAUGUCGUUUCAAACCUGUAUGAUUUUCUUCCAUGGAAGACAAAAGUACAGUUUGCAGAAAUAAUGUCACAAAAACAUUUGAAAGACAUUAGGGUUAGUAAAUUACAGAAUUUUCAUUUUCCUUUAAGUGCCAUUUCUGUCCUUUUUUGUGUUUAGUUGUUGUGUUUGUAUUGACUUUUAAACAUGAAACUGUAGCAAGCAUUAUUUCUCCUCGCACGUAAGUGCAACAA